Pyrus x bretschneideri (Chinese white pear) is the source of this 1281-nucleotide messenger RNA. RefSeq lists its product as uncharacterized. The transcript has a single exon. Bases 1 to 1281 code for a protein of 426 amino acids. The record is from RefSeq and is a predicted model, not a curated record. Lineage: Eukaryota; Viridiplantae; Streptophyta; Magnoliopsida; Rosales; Rosaceae.
AUGGUUCUGGGAAUAGAUUCAUUAAUCCGGAUUGGGAGGAGGAUCUAUAACUAUGAGCAUACAAUUGGUAAUCGGUCAUCGGCUCGAGUUUCCGACGAUGAUCGGAGCAAGCGUGGCCAUUCUCCUGCUCGUCAACUUCCCCGGCUUAUGCUCCGCUCCACUAGUCGAAAACUCAACAAUACGCACCGUAAAGAUCAUUGUUUUCUCAGUCUAAGCGACGAAAAGAUUUACAAACUAUCAAGUCCCUCUUGUAAUAACGACUGUGUUGGGUCGAUCGAGGGUUGGUUAAUCGUGGUUGAUCACGAAUUCGUCCAGCCGGCCGAGGGUUUCAGAUCGCUUCAGUCAUUGAAUAACGAGAGCCGUAGUUCUUUUGGUGCUAUCUACUUCUUGAAUCCGACAUCACGCGAACGAGUUAGAGUUAUGCUUCCAUCGCAAUUCAACUUUCCUUGCGGCAAGGGCAACCAACAGUCCUUCAAGUUCAAGAAAAUAGUAGCCUCUUCAGCACCAACGAGCCCGCAUUGUGUUGUGGCAGGACUUUGUUCACAAGGCCGUUUGGCAAUUUGUAGGCCUACUGAUAUGUCAUGGACUCUAAUUGAAGAUUGGGAUGUCCGAGGGCUUGACUUUUGCGACAUAGAAAUAAUCGACAGGAAAUUAUACGCGGCAACAAGGGAAGCAUCGGAGUUUAUCAUGGUGUUUGACAUCGAAGAUGCCACGAAAAACGUUGGUCGUCCAAACUACGGUGUUGAAAAUUUGGUGAUGUGUAAGCCUGGGCCAAUUCCUUUGCAAAUUACCACAAGGGACGACGGAGAAAUCAGAGACGACGUUUACCUAGCAAAAGAUGCUGCAUCGAAGGAGCUGUUCAUGAUUUUCCGUGGUAAUAGCUUUGUUCGUGAGAAGAAUUCGAUAAUCUGUUGGUCGGACAUCAAAGGCUGUGACAAUUUCGUUAUUCCGCCAGAGACUUUUGGAUUUCAAGUGUUCAGGUUGGAGUGUGCUGGUAAUGGUCAUGAAUGGAUGAUAGUUUCGGACCUUGGCGAUCGAAUAUUGUUUGUGAGCAAGGCUAGCAACAUGUUCCUCUCUGCGACCGAUACUGUUUGCGAGAAGACACUUGAGAGAAACUGCAUUUGUUUUGCGUUUGAUAAUUUCUGCUCGAGUUCACCGUCGAGGGGGCGAGAUAUUGGGGUGUUUUCGUUGACAAACAAGAGCAUCAUGAACUUCAACUGCCUCAAGGAUUUACGUGGAGAAUUAGACGCUCCACCUAUAUGGUUCACAUCAAAUAAUUGA